GGAAAGUUGGUUGGCUUAAAGCACAGCAGAGAGCCUCCAGAGCUGGCCAGUGUGGGUUACCUACACCAAGGGAAUGAGAGGUUCAUCACUUCUUCCAGGGCUCUGCUUCCUGCUGAGUUUGCCAGGUGCUGUGGCUCAGAAGGCCAAAGCUUCCUGUCCUCGGUGUCCCGAGAAUGCCUUUUGUGUCAAUGGGACUUACUGUACCUGUGACUCUGGAUAUGCUUCCGGAUCUGGGCAAAAGUUCUUCACAUUCCCCUUGGAGAUAUGUAAUGAUAUUAAUGAAUGUGAACCACCCUUUAGUGUGUAUUGCGGAUUAAAUGCUGAAUGUCAGAAUGUUGAAGGAAGUUUCCACUGUCACUGUGUCUCUGGAUACAGUCUCCUUUCUGGGGAUACAGAAUUCAAGAAUUCCAAUGAGAACACUUGUCAGGACACCACCUCCUCAAAGACACCACCAAUCAAAGGCAAGAAAAUGCUGCAACAGGUUGUUGACAACUUUGAGUCACUUGUCACCAGUAAGACUCUCUGGGAAAAAGGAGAGAAGAGAGAAGUUGCAUCCGCAACCACCUCCAUCCUCCGAAAUGUGGAAACAAGUGCUCUGGAAAGUGCUCUGAAAGCCCCAGACCAAAAAGUCCUGAAAGCCCACAACAGUGCUAUGGCUGUUGAAACUCAAGUUGUUACAGACAACUGCUUAGAGGAAAGAAAGAUCAUCAGCUUGCAGGCUCAGAGGAACUCAAUGGACAUCCACUGCAAUGCCGUCGUUCAGGGAAACACGCAAGGUCCCAGUGCAGUUGCCUUUAUUUCAUACGUUUCUCUUGGCAACAUCAUAAAUGCAACUUUUUUUGAAGAGAUGAACGAGAGCGAUCGAGUCUACCUGAACUCCCAGGUAGUGAGUGCUGCUAUUGGACCCAAAAGGAACACUUCUCUCCCCAAGACUGUCACUCUGAGUUUUCAGCACACAAAGAUGAAGCCCAGUGGCAAAAAGGCUUUCUGUGUCUACUGGAAAAGCUCCCAGGAGGGUGGCCGCUGGUCCACAGACGGCUGUUUCCUGAUACAUGUAAACGAAAGUCACACCAUAUGCAACUCCACCCACCUGUCCAGCUUCGCUGUCCUCAUGGCCUUCACGAGCCAGGAGGAAGAUCCCGUGCUCACUGUGAUCACCUACGUGGGGCUGGGCCUCUCUCUGCUGUGCCUCCUCCUGGCAGCCCUCACCUUCCUCCUGUGCAAAGCCAUCCAAAACAUGAGCACCUCACUCCACCUGCAGCUCUCACUCUGCCUCUUCCUGGCCCACCUCCUCUUCCUCGUUGGGAUUGACCAAACCAAGCCCCAGGUGCUGUGCGCCAUCAUUGCUGGUGCCUUACACUACCUCUACCUGGCCGCCUUCACCUGGAUGCUGCUGGAGGGCCUGCAUCUCUUCCUCACUGCAAGAAACCUGACGGUGGUCAACUACUCCAGUGUGAACAAACUCAUGAGGAAGCUCAUGUUCCCUGUAGGCUACGGAGUCCCGGCUGUGAUUGUGGCAAUUUCUGCAGCAUCCAGACCUCACCUUUAUGGAACACCUGAACGAUGCUGGCUACACCUGGACCAGGGAUUCAUCUGGGGUUUCCUUGGCCCCGUCUGUGCCAUUGUCUGUGUGAAUUUAGUAUUUUUUAUCUUGGUCCUUUGGAUUUUGAAAAGGAAAAUUUCCUCCCUCAACAGCGAAGUGUCAACCAUCCAGAACACAAAGAUGCUGACAUUCAAAGCAACAGCUCAGCUCUUCAUCCUGGGCUGCACGUGGUGUCUGGGCAUCCUGCAGGUAGGCCCAGCUGCCCAGUUCAUGACGUACCUCUUCACUAUCAUCAACAGCCUGCAGGGCGUCUUCGUCUUCCUGGUCUACUGCCUCCUCAGCCAGCAGGUCUGGAAGCAAUACCAAACGUGGUUUAGAGAGAUCGUGAAAUCAAAAUCCGAGCCUGAGACUUACACACUUUCCAGCAAGUUUGGCCCUGACUCAAAACCCAGCCAAGUAAGAGAACCUGUGGCUUAUUCUAGUGUCUCACCCCCUUGAUGCCCCUGCCUUCCUCUUUUUGUCUUAGUCCAGAGCUCCUUUCAUGGAGAGUAGAGGGAAGAGUUAUACUCUUGUCCUGAACACUUGGUUUGCAUCUCUCAUUCUCACUAUAUUGUUCCUCAGUUACUCUUCCCUGCUCACUAACAAUACUUGAGCUGACCUUUGUAUAUGUUUGCACCAUGCAAACAGACAGGGGUAAAACAUCACCAACACCACGUGGUGUCCAUUUAAUGUAGAACUCUAUGAAGGGAGACUUAUAGGCAUAGAAGUAGCAGAGCAGUCAUCAUCCCCCAAACCUCCACCAUCCUGUAGAAAGGUGGAUGGGAGCCCAGUGGAGUCAGUGGAUACCAUGGAAAGGGCCCACCCCAGAUGGUCUACCUAAUUAUAGGGAAAGCAUGCAGGGAAUGAUGGGACUUUACUGGGGAAGAAAUGCCCUGUUAGAAAGGGGACACCUCUGGAGCUCCGUUGCUGGUAUUUGUUCUUCCACUGAGCUAACUCAGGCUCAGUGCAUCAAAGAAUGAGCUUCCAGCAUGAUGUGAGGCUUCCCUUCAUAGUUCUUUCUUAUUUGCCCUUUUGGAAAGAAGAUAGAAAAUACUUCUAAGAAGGUAUGUGUGGAUGAGCAAGAAGGGCUCCAAAGCUCUGGAUCCAUAAAAUCUCUUCCGAUCUUGUUUGGUUUCAUGCCUUCCAAGGGCACACUCACCACAUCCGCUUACCAAAGAGCCUCAGAAUACCUUGUUUAUAUUGAGAAAAUUCUGUUAAAUCACCUUCUAUACUUCUUAAGAUAAUUUGUGAUUUUCCUCAGCAGUGAAAAACUAUAUUGAGAUCACUAAAGAAACGUCUGUGUUUUAUCGGAAGGUUGUUAUUGUUGUGUGCCAUCGAGUCGAUUCCGACUCGUAGCAACCCUACAGGACAGAGUAGAACUGCCCGAUAGGGUUUUCUAGGCCGUAGUCUUUAUGGGAGCAGAUCACCAGGUCUUUUCUCCCACAGAGCUUCUGGUGGAUUGAAACCGCCAACCUUCUGGUUAGCAGCCAAGUGCUUGACCAUUGUGCCAGAGGGGUGGGGAAUUAAUUAUAACUCCUUCCAUAAGGGCCAAGAGGAAAAGGGACCAGGAAAAAAGUCUUAAGGCCUGUCAAGUAAUCAGAAAAUUUUUUAUGAAUAUCAGGCUUAAUCAUUCUCAAUUGAGGUAAAAUUAUGAUAGGUGCUGACAACUGACUGUGGCCUAUGAAGUGUUUCCCAGAUAAUCCAAAACAAUUUCCAAAGCUGCCCAUACUCCAGUUACUGGUUCCCCACAAUGAAAUAAGGAAGUUUAUUUUUAUGAUUACUUAACAUUGGGGAAACUCAAAGAUGAGUGUAUCUUUGAAAAGGUAAAAUCUAAAAUAAAAACUGAGUCUCCCUUUAAGAAAUACAUUAGGUUUAAUUAAAAGAAUCUCUUAAGCUUCCCACUCCCCCUCCCCCAGCACAGGAUGUGAGUAAAGAGUUAGUAGAAUCUUUUCUCUUUAUCUGUAGACAAAUUUGACCUUCGUUUAACUUUCUGGCUGUGUUCCCCCUGGAAACUUGAUAAAGAAGGAAGGUCAGCUGUGUGACCAGACAGCAUUGUUUAUAGUAAAAAAUAUGCUUAACUGGUAAAUUGCCAGACAAUGAGUCAAAAACUCCUGGAGGGAAGUCAUAACUUUGGGCUUCCUGCAUACAAUGACUCUUGUAACUGGUUGUGUGUCUUACCAGGACUACUAGAAGCUAUGCCCAUGGGCUGCUAAAGGAGAUACUGGUUCCACAUCUAAACAAGGCUGUAAUUGUGGGAAGCAAAAAGAAUACUUGCUGAUUUCUACAAUGUGUCAGGCAUUCUGCUAGGCCAUGGCCAUACAGAAACGAACAAGACCAACACAGUUAUUGCCUUCAGGGAGUUUAGAGUCUAGCCUUUCCUCAUAGAAAAACGACAACAUUCCGAGAGCUGAAAUUCUGUGUGAGACACUAUAUCUGAAAAUUUUUCAAAGGGAAGCAUUCUUUGUCCUGGGUUGUUGAAAAGUCCUCCCAAUAAAAGCUAAAAAGACCACACCUGCCCUAGGAUUCUAAAUGCUGGGAGAUCCUGCCAUCCUUGCUGAGGUGCUUGCUGAAUGAAGCUCUCUGAAUUUAACACAUUCCUGAUCUUUCAUUCAGUUUUUGUGUGUUUUUUUGUUUUGUUUUGUUUUUUGUUUUUAUCCUUAUAUCCACCUUUAAUCUAAACAUCUCUUUUUUGGGGGGUGGGGGGC
Trichechus manatus latirostris (Florida manatee) is the source of this 4287-nucleotide messenger RNA. It is a transcript of the gene ADGRE3, whose product is annotated as adhesion G protein-coupled receptor E3. Gene Ontology annotation, molecular function: calcium ion binding; G protein-coupled receptor activity. Bases 74 to 2041 code for a protein of 655 amino acids. The record is from RefSeq and is a predicted model, not a curated record. The transcript is spliced from 15 exons. Lineage: Eukaryota; Metazoa; Chordata; Mammalia; Sirenia; Trichechidae. Gene Ontology annotation, cellular component: plasma membrane. Gene Ontology annotation, biological process: cell surface receptor signaling pathway; adenylate cyclase-activating G protein-coupled receptor signaling pathway.